Molecule: messenger RNA, 1480 nt
Organism: Paramecium pentaurelia
Lineage: Eukaryota; Ciliophora; Oligohymenophorea; Peniculida; Parameciidae
Source: the annotation of a GenBank genome assembly
AUGAUAAAAGACACAAACUUGUCUACAAGUUCAAUUUUUUUUGAUGAUGAAGAUGUUUAAUGGCAAUUCAGAUAAUCAUAAGAACUUAACAUUACAUUAAAAGGAUUAUUUCAUAUCUAUAAGGAAGAGAAGAGUCAUUAUAAACUGUCAGAGCUCUCUUUUAGCCAACCUUACAUUAUAAAAUAGUCUAAAAAAUAAGUUUAUUAUUAUUUUACAUAAGGGUUUCAAAGUUCUAGAUAUUACUAAUGCUAUUAUUGAAAAAGUUAAAAACAAUAUAGUUGGUGAAGGAAUAUUAGUAAAAAGAAAUAAACUAAAGUUUUAUAUGUAUGGUCAGAUAGAAAAAUGGAUAGAAACAUUUUAAGAGCUCUGUGUAUAGAUUAAUUUUCAUGAGGACUAUUUUUUAUAUAGAUUAAUUUCCAAUAGUCAAUAGUCAAAGGUAUCAAAUUUUAAACUUAUAAAAGGUUUAUUUUGCAGAAUAUAGGAGUACUAAAAUUGAUUAUGCAAUCAAAGUAUUUGAAAAGAAUAAAUUUGAAUAAGAAAUUGGACCAAAAGCUAUGAAAUAAGAAAUAGAGAUUCUGAGACUCAUAAAAAAUGAAUAUUUCACAAAAUUAUUAAAAAUAUAUGAAGGAAAUGAGGCAGUUUAUUUAGUAUUUGAACAGUAAAGAGGAGGUGAUUUAUAGAGAUUUAUAAAAGAUAAUGAAAAUACUCUAACUGAAAAAACAGCAUUUCAAGCUAUCAAAUAAUUAUUAUAAGGAAUAAGUGAAAUGCAUAAUCUAAAUUAUAUGCAUCGUGAUUUAAAACCAGAGAAUAUAUUAUUAAAAAAUAAGGAUUCUUUAGAAUGUCUAAUAAUUAGUGAUUUAGGUUUGGCAGAAAAAGUCAAUAAUGAAAAAAAACAAUUGUUUACUUUUUGUGGUACUCCUGGUUAUGUUGCUCCUGAAAUUCUUAAGAAAGAACCAUAUGAUUAAAAAGUUGAUAUAUAUGGUAUAGGAAUAAUUCUAUACAUUUUAUUAACAGGAUACAAUCCAUUCUAGUCUUUUAUAAAGGAUGAAAUUAUUUAAUUGAAUAUGAUUGGGUAUGUGAAUAUAGAUAAAGUAAAUUGUUCAGAACUUGGAAAAGAUUUAUUAAGACAUAUGUUGUAAGUAUCUCCAAAUCUAAGACCUACUGCAAAUUAAGCACUUAGACAUUAAUAUUUUAGAAAUUAAUCUAAAUAAGAUACAUUUCUUAAAAAAACCAUAAUUAUCUCUAAACCUUAAAUUGAUUCUAUUCAUAGUGAAAAAAUCUCUCCUAUAGCAACAAAUCUUAAUUUUGAUUAAAUAAAAGCACAACCAAAUCUAAAUUUUGAUAAAUUUAAAGCUCCUUUAAGUAAGAAUAGUUUCUUAUAAUAGUUAAAUCAUAAUAUUUAAGAUAAGCUACUCCAAGAAUUGAUAACUAUUAAAAUAAUAAUGUAAAUUAAGUUAAGAAAUUUAGAAAAGCUUCAUGA